Messenger RNA from Cygnus olor (mute swan), 491 nucleotides. RefSeq names its product homeobox protein unplugged-like. The transcript has 2 exons. The coding region runs from base 73 to 456 and encodes 127 amino acids. Lineage: Eukaryota; Metazoa; Chordata; Aves; Anseriformes; Anatidae. The record is from RefSeq and is a predicted model, not a curated record.
GCACCUCCCGGCCGCCCUUAAAACCAGUGCUCCCAGUGCACCCAGUGCUCCCCGUGCUCCCCAGCAGCACCCAUGGGUGCUCCCAGGCCCCUCGGCAUCCUGCUCUGUCUGCUCGCCCUGCUGGGGCCCGGCCGGCUCGGCACCAGCGCCCGCAGCCUGCCCGCCACCAUCCCCACCACUGUCCCGGCCACCACCCCCACCAGUGUCCCCACCUCCGUCCCCGUCACCGUCCCCGUCACCGUCCCCGCCACCACCCCGGGGCCACCGCUGGAGGAAGACGAGGAGGAUGAUGAAGAGGAGGAGGAGGAGGCCGAAGGCCGCGUGAUGGAGGCCCUGGGGCGCCUGGCGGCGGCCCUACAGAGCCCCCGGCGCCGCGGGGGGGCCUUCCCCGAACCCCUCCUGGAGCUGGUCCCCGAGCUCCGCGACCUCCUGGCCCCCGCCCCCAGCCCCGCCUGAGCCCCCCCCCGGCCCGGGGAGGGGGCAAUUUUUUG